GUAAUUCGUUGCCACAAACUGCUAUUUAAGCAGCUACUGAAAAGCCAAAUUGAAGUGACAAGUUAAGCUGAGAGAAGCCAUGGCUGCUAGAGAGCAAGAGAGGGCAGGUCUGUAUAAGAAGCAGCUGCAACGUCUUCGUUCCAUCACUAACUCCUAUAGGACUAGUGCUAAAACCUCAGUUGUCUUAGACCCAUCAAACCGCAAACCAGAGCUUAAGCAGAAGGAAGAAAAAAAGAAACAAGACACUGCCAUGGCACAAGUUUCUAGUACUAGUCAGAGUCCUUCGCAAAUGCAACUUCGGGUAGAAGCACAAAACAAGAGUUUUUCCAUUAAGAUAUUCAGUGGAAGCAGUUGCCGUGGAUUGCUUGUAUUCAUAUUGGAGGCUUUUGAAGAUCUGGGUCUCGUUGUGCUUCAUGCUAGGGUUUCCUGCUCAGACAGUUUUCUUUUAGAAGCCAUUGGAACAAUAGAAAAUGAAGACGAUGAGCUGGUUGAUGCUGAAAAGAUUGAACACACUUUGCUGAAAGCUAUCCAACAAUGGAGUGCAGUUAAUUAGUGGGCAGUUAUAUAUAUAUAAUGAAAUAACUACACUGAUGUAGAAACUUUUCCUUUUCGAUCUUUCGAUCUUUCGAUCUUUGUUUAGCUAUAUAUAUAUAUACAUAUAUCUUCUUCA
Mangifera indica (mango) is the source of this 670-nucleotide messenger RNA. RefSeq lists its product as uncharacterized. The coding region runs from base 80 to 553 and encodes 157 amino acids. Gene Ontology annotation, molecular function: DNA-binding transcription factor activity; sequence-specific DNA binding. Gene Ontology annotation, biological process: regulation of DNA-templated transcription. The record is from RefSeq and is a predicted model, not a curated record. Lineage: Eukaryota; Viridiplantae; Streptophyta; Magnoliopsida; Sapindales; Anacardiaceae. The transcript has 4 exons. Gene Ontology annotation, cellular component: nucleus.